Closterium sp. NIES-67 is the source of this 6657-nucleotide messenger RNA. Lineage: Eukaryota; Viridiplantae; Streptophyta; Zygnematophyceae; Desmidiales; Closteriaceae. The record is from the annotation of a GenBank genome assembly.
CCAAUCAACGGCGUGUAUCACCUCGAAGUCGCAGCAUGUCGCGUCGAACCGUUCGAUCAUCUCUCUGACAAACACUCGAUCGCAGCGACAAUCUUUGACAAUUUGACACUGCAAGCUAAGGCCAAGAGGGAUCAUGACGCGAGAGAGCUGUAGUCAUAGACACACCUUAGCUAGCUCCCUCGCCUAACCUGAUUCAGUCAUCGCCAACCCGGCACGGUGCGCUGUAGAUCGUGCGAGUCCUGCAGUAGAAGCUGUCCUCGUUUGAACCUUGUCCGUCAUUAGUCAUGGAACGAUCCCGAGAUUCCUGCAGGCCGGGAGAACCGAGCGAUUCAUGUGCCAGUAACGGGAAGGGUGACAGUAACGAAAUUGGCAGCGAAACACUUCGCGAGAGUGGAAGUCGUGCUGGCCUAGCUCGUUGUGACUCUAAAGAGGGGGAUGCGUUAGGUUCAGGUUCCGUACUCUUUACUGCGUCUAUCAGUGAGGCUAGUGAGGCUAUUCCACCUGCUAGUGACGCUCUAACACCGGCAGCGAAUUCUGUAAGUUCCAAUGUAACGCGAUUAUGUGACGAUGUAACGCCAGCAACCGGCGCGCAGUCAGGAUCAACAGACGCUGCACCGCCACUAGUAGGGACUGGCUCAUUGCCUGGCUCAUCUGGCAAUAACCUUUCCACCCAAAUCCCUUCAGCCAAUAACGAGGAUGUAUCCUCAUUGCCUGGCUCAUCAGGCAAUAACCUUUCCACCCAAAUCCCUUCAGCCAAUAACGAGGAUGUAUCCUCAUUGCCUGGCUCAUCAGGCGAAAAGCGUUCCACCCAAGGCAAUUCCGCCAAGAUUUCAAAUCCUAUUUGUGUACCCAUGGAGCCUUCGAGUGAAAACGACACAAGAACGCCCCAAAUGGAGGAAGUACCCGAAUCAGGGAAGGGUACCGAAAUACAAGAGGGUCCUGGAUGCAGGAAGGGGUCCGAAUUAGAAAAGGGACCAGAAUUGGGUGAUAGGCCAGAACCAGGGCAGGGAUCCGAAGCAGGCAAGGGAGCUGAAACCCCGACUCCUGUUGGAUUUGACAGCGCCACUGGCGUGUGGCUGCUGACAGCCGAGGGGGAGAAGCUACAGAUGGACCGGAGAGUAGCGGCUUUCAUCCCCUUCCUGUGGCGGGAGAUGGUCCGUCUCAAGUCCGAAAAAGGGGUGUCUGAUAAAGGGGUGUCUGAUAAAGGGGUGUCUGAUAAAGGGGUGUCUGAUAAAGGGGUGUCUGAUAAAGGGGUGUCUGAUAAAGGGGUUCCUGGAAAGACUGAGAAUUCUAGGUCUCCAGAGUUGCUUCUGUUGACAGAGGCUGUGAGAGGGAAGGGGGAGGGCGCGGCCGCCAUGGGUGAUGAUGGCGGUGGUAAGAAGCUGGGUGAUUAUUCCCCGGUUAUAGCUGCUGGCGCUGCAGUUGCUGCUGCUGCCACCGCUGCUGCCGCUGCUACUGGUGGUGCUGAUGCUACUUGUCCUGCUGCCACCACUGCUGCUGCUGCUGCUACUGGUGCUGCUCCUGCUGAGGCGGCUGGUGGUGCUUCUGCGGCUGCUGCGGCUGCUGCUGCUGGUGCUGGUGGUGCUGGUGGUGCUGGUGGUGCUGGUGGCGGGUCACAGGAGUCGUCUCCUAUUCUUCUGCCAAAGCAAGUGACAGCAGGGGUGCUGGAGCUAGUGGUGGAGUACUGCCGCUACCACAGCGUGCCGGGGCGGUCUGAUAAGGAGCGGAGGCUGUUUGACGAGAAGUUUGUGCGCGUGGAUCCAAGGCGGCUGUGCGAGCUGACGUCAGCAGCGGAUGUGCUUCAAAUGAAGCCUCUGGUGGACCUCACGAGUCGUGCGCUGGCAAGGCUUAUAGAGGGGAAGUCGCCCGAGGAGAUCAGGGAGACGUUUCACCUGCCUGACGAUCUGACGGAGGAGGAAAAGCUGGAGCCAGUAAGGAGUGGGACGGACGACCCGCGCAUUCGGCUGCUGAACCGGCUGUAUGCCAAGAAGAGGAAGGACCUCAUGAGGAGGAAGGAGCACACGCACUCAAAUAAUAACCCUGACGAGGACAAGCAGGGGGGGGGAGAAACGACUCAUGGCGGGGAGAAGGAGACGAAGGGCAGGGAGAGUGGAGGGGUGCGGGAGGCAAAGCAGAAGCACCACAAGGAGCGGCUAGUGGACGAGAGAUCGGUGGAUGACCUCCUGUCGUUUAUUGAUGGGCCAACACAAGAGUCUCCAGACAAAGGCAAAUCGGGGAAGAAGAAGAAGAGUCGAAAGAGAGCAGAGAAGGCGAAGUCCCCUCGACCCCCAGAACCAGGCAAAGGCAGUGGUGCAGCAGAGGGCACAGAGGAGGGUGCCGAUCAAUGGGAUAGCGGGAGGGGCACGGACGUGGGGGAGGAGGGAGAGGGGAAAGAGGGUGGGGAACUGGUGGGUGAUGGUGGGCGGACGGAUGGUGAUGGUGGUGGGUUUAGGAGAGUUGAUGGUUUAGGGAGGGAUGCUGAUGGGACCUUGCUCGAGGCUGGGAAAAGAGGAGAUGAUGGUGCUUGGCUGGAUCACAGAGGAAGGAAGGUGAGCCAAGAGGGCCUGGGAGCAUGGAGAGAAGAGAAAUCCACCGCCGCAGCAGCUGCAGCAGCAGGAGCAGGAGAAGCUGCAGCAGGAGAAGCAGCAGCAGCAGCAGAAGCAGCAGCAGAAAUGUGUGGAAGCAGCACAGUAGAAGUAGGAGGAGCAGCACGAGUGGGAGGGGAAACGAGCCUAGGAGGUGGAGCAGGAAGUGACGAAGCAGUUACUGCGUUGGGGGAAGUGGAAAGCCGAGGUAAGAUUAUGAAGAAAGUCAAGACUCCACAGGGAGCAGGGGAGGUGAAGGAGAGAAGGCACGGGCGGCACGAGAAGGCAGGGAAGUUGACACCACGCCACAAGUCAGCAGCACAGGCAGCAGCACCUGCAGCGGGUGUGGCUGUAUCAAGCUGUGAUGCUACCAGAGUGGCUGAGUCUAGGGGCGCUAGUACUUGUGAACAGAGCGAAAGCAAUGCAAACAUGCUGAGCGUCCCCCGACAGGAACUACCAGAAGGCACACCAGAAGCUGCAGCAGAAGGCGCACUGAUGCAUGUGCCAGUCAGAGAUUCUGCGUCCAGUAAUCUGUCUGUAGAGACCCCUGUGUCUGCCACCUUGCCUUCAAAGACGGCUCCGCCUGUGUCUGUCGAGACCCCUGUGUCUGCCAGGGCUUUGGUGGAAGUGAGUGGGAUGGUUACGCAGCAAGCUCGGCCGCUCGUGUCGCCAGUGAGAACCCCAAAGAAGAAGAAGAAGCAGAAGCAUUCCGCGGGACACCAGCAGCAGGAAACGGUGCAGCACGGGAGAAUGCUGCAGGAGGGCGAAGAGCAGCAGGAGGGGCGGCAGGAGAAGCAGCAGGAGGAGCAGGAGCAGAGUUAUUAUCUCAAAUCGGGAUGUGAUGCGCAGGCAUUGAGCUCUGGCUCUGAUGCUGCCGUUGCUCGUGCUGCCGAAACUGCUGAUGCUACUGGUGCUGGUGCUACUGGUGCUACUGGUGCUACUGGUGUUGCUGGUGAUGCAAGUGGCGCUGGUGCUGCUGGUGAUGUUGGUGCUGCUGGUGCUGCUGGUGAUGCUAGUGGCGCUGGUGCUGCUGAUGAUGUUGGUGCUGCUGGUGCUGCUGGUGCUGCUAGUUGCGCUGGUGCUGCUGGUGAUGUUGGUGCUGCUGGUGCUGAUGGUGAUAUGCACGCUGCAUCAAAGAAGCAGCUUGGCACGGCAGGGCACAGGACUAGGGAAGAGAAAGCAACUGGGGAGACCAUACCACAGGCUGCAGCAACAUCAGAGACUGGCGCAACGGCAGCAGCAACAGCAACCGCAGCAGCAGCAGCAGCUGCUGCAACAACAGCCAACACAUCCAAAGAGACAGCAGCAGCAUCAGGACAAGAAGAAACCAGAGCAAUACCAGUGCUGGCACCACCAUCUCCAGUGCCACCUGUUGCCGCAGCUGCAGGUGCCGAGGUCCAGGCGAGAGCUACUGCGGUGUUGGCGUUGCCAGCACAUGCUCCGCCUCAUUGGGGCCUCCCAAGUCAUCAUCAUCACCAGCAGCAGCAGCAGCAGCAGCAGAAGCAGCAGCAAUUAGACCCUCAACAACAUCACCACCACCACCACCAGCAACACCACCCCCACCACCAACACCAACACCAACACCAGCACCAGCAGCACCAACUCCAGCAGCAGCAGCACCACCACCACCAACUCCAGCAGCAGCAGCAGCAGCAGCAUUUCCUUAGCACACAGACACAGGGUGGCAGUGGCGCAGAGAGUGCACACGCUGCACAAUAUCAAGGGCCUUCCUGGCUAGCUUCUGGGGGGCAGGCUGGAGGGCAGGAGAACUUAGCUAGCGUGAGUGCAGGCAACAGGCACGGAUUGGGUGGUGGAGUCAUGACUGGCAAUGCAGCAGCAAGUUUUGGACGAGACGAUGUUUCUUCCAGUGGGGUGGUGAAUAUUCCUCGCAGCAGUAGUGGUGGCUGCGGUAGUGGCAGCGGCAGUGGCAAUGGCAGUGGCAGCGGCAACAGGCAUGGGAGCUUGAGCAACAGGCACGGCAGCCCGAGCAAUGACUCUGACAGGCACUCCCAGCUCUCCCAGGCACUCCCUCACCUCCCUCCGUCUCUCUACUCCCCCCCUCAGCCGUCCUUUUUUGACCUGCCGUCCCAUCUCGCCAGCCAACCCUGGAUGGCCCGGCUCUCUCCCAGCCCUCCCAGUCAAUGGAGUCAACUGAGUCAACCAGGCGUUUCAGCAUCACUCUCUCAGCAGGGUCAGCUGAGUCAAUGGAGUCAAUCGGACAUGUCAAUGCUGCCUGGUCAACCAACACGACCCUCUCAGACCAGUCAUCCGAGCCAAUGGAGUCAACCAGGCGCUUCAACAGCGCCCAGUCAGCAGGGUCAACCAGGUCAACCGAGCCUUCUGGUUCAACUAGGUCAAGUUGGUCAGCCGAGCCAAUCAGGUGCUCCAACUCCUCUAGGUCAACCAGGUCAACCAGGUCAAUCUGUUCACUCAGAGAUCCCUUUUCAAGGUCAACCAGGUCAGCCAGGCCAGCCAGGUCAACCAGGUCAACAGGGUCACCACCAGGAACAACAGGGUCAACAGGGUUUGCUGGGUUUGCAGGGCCAAUCAGUUGCAGGGCAGCAAGAGAGCCACAGCAACCAUUACAGGCACACUUGGCCAGCAUUGCCUGACGACCAGAUGCAUCCUCAUAGCAGCAGUGCCGGUGGCAGAAGCAGAGGCAGCACGGGUAACAGCAGUGGCGGCAGCAGCAGCAGCAGCCUCACAGGAAUCAGCCUGCUUAGCACCAGCACUGGCACCAGCACCCACACGCUCACCCAGGGCCACACGGCUGCAGCUGCUCCUUCUGCUGCUGCUGCUUUUCCCGGCGCUGCCGGCUUUGGAUUCCCUUCAAUAAGUGGCCCUGCUGCUGCUGGUUCGUCUGCAUCGCCUUCGCCUGCUCUUUCCCCGGCCGCUUCCCCUGCAGCAGCAGCAGCGUCAGCAGCAGCAGCAGCAGCAGCAGGAAUUGCAACUGUUGGCAGCACAGCAGGCCCGGUUACCACCGAGGAUGCAUGGGAAGUGGCCACUCUUCUCCAGACAUUCAUUCAACUGCUGCAUCUAGACUCCCACGUCGAAGUGGUUUUCAAGCAAGGGCUAGGAUCGUCUCCUGCUACGUCAGCAUCGCCCUUAGCCAGAGGGUUCUCCCCAGGAAGGGGGGUGUUUACUGGCGGGAAUGUGAUUGGUCAGCGGCUUUUGCCUCGGCGGCCAGCCUCGGCGGCAUCUGACCUGGAAGCAGCGGAUGUUCGACCAGGUUCGGUGAACCUGGCACAUCAGCUGAGGUCUGGGGCACAGCUUAGUCUCUCCUUGUCACAGCAGGUGUUACCAGGUUACAUGAGUGCAGCUCCUGUGGUCCCCGCUGCUUCCGCUGUUUCUUCCUCUCCUGCCGGUGCUGGUUCUGGUGCUGGUGCUGAUGCUGGUGCUGGUGCUGCUUCUGCUGCUCCUCCUCCUCCUGCUCCUGCUCCUGCAGGUGUGAAUGAUGGUCGUGCUGCCUUUCCUCCUGUCAAUCAUGUGGCUAUGGCUGCUGGAGGCUCCAGUAGUCAUGUGACUCUAACGAAUGGAGGGCAGGGCAGCCACGUGACUUUAUCGAGUAAUGCCUCCCAGCCAUAUGAUCACCAUCACCACAAUCAGGACCACCAAAGCUACCAGCACUAUUCUCACAACCCCCGGAGCCAUGGGUAUUUGUCGAAUUACCAAGGACAAGUCGACUCGCUUUCACUCUAUGACCACCGUCCUAUACACAGUAAUGGGGCCCACAGCAGUGGAGGAAUGACAGCCAAUCACAUGGGAGUGAAAGUGGAUCCUCUAGGGCACACGGGGCGCACUGCCCAGGGUAAUUCUGGUGGUGACCAUUUGCCUACGGACCCUUUUGCCGAUGGUGCGUCACUUGCGACGAGUUACCACCAGGAGGCAUACCAUAUUGAUCCUGUGCAGGAUCGGCCACUUUCCAGUGGAGUUGGGCCGCUUUAUGGGGUAGAUGUGCCGCCUGAUAGGUUUCUUCGUGAUUAUGCUCAUUUUUCACAGCAGCAUGGCUAACAAGUUCUUUUAGGUUCAUCUAAUGUAAUUCCUAGUAGAUGAAGAAACGUAAGUCCCCAAA